AUUGAAGUUUUCAAUUGCCUUUUAAGUUUCUGACUUGGAUCAAUUACAAUUUUAUUCCAUUAAGAUCAUAAGAUCGUGACCAACGACCCAUUUUAACAAAGAUGAGCUGUAGUCUUUUUCCCCCCCAAAUUUCUGCAUUUUGCAUUGAUUUACUGAUUAUAUGAAUUAAAUACCCAUUGGUUCAAGAGGAACUGUUUCAGGAGGCUUCAUUUUAAUAAUCUCCAUUAUCAUCUUAGCUAAUUUGCACAGCCCCUUCAGUGGAAUCCAAAACUUUGAGGUUGCCUGCAAAGAUGGAAACCCAAUCAUCAGAAUUUCAGAAGAUGAUUAUGUUUUCAGAGAAAUUUCCUACAAAAAUCACGCUUUUCGUUUGACAAAUGCUUUGGUUUACAAUGUGAACUCCCCGACUCCUCUUCAUAAUUUCAGCCUCCACCAAACCCCCUUCAAUUACAGUUCAAAUCCUAGUGGUUUAUUUCUUUUUUCUACAACUGUACUUCCAUUCCUCCCGAUUAUAGAUACCCAAUUGGUUGUUCUAGCACAAGCAAACUUCAUUCUUUUGUUGCUUUGGAUGAUGGAUCUUUGGCGUCCAGGAACUCCUCUUACCAUUCUUGUCAACACUCGGUUACGUGCCUGUGCACUUCAGUAAUGAUGAGGAAAGGGACUAUCCAGUGUUGUUGAAGAAGAGUUACACUGAAGUGUUGAAGAUAGGAUUCAGUUUAAGUUGGAGUGCCCAGAAUUGUAGCAACUGUGAGACAAGUAGUGGCUGAUGUGGGUUCGAAAGGAACCGGUUUGUUUGCUUUGGUGCUGAUGGACCUCAUCUCGAAACCUGCAAAGACGAAAGCGACCUUGUAGCAAGGACCAUCAGCAGAAGGAGACUAUGUCUUGUUCAAUUUCCAGAUCAACACCCCCCAAUCCUCUAUUCACGUUCGUGAGCCUGUACGGAAAUGAAAAAUUCCCUCCCUCUCUUCCUCUUCUUCACAAUCCUUUUGUUUGAUCUUCAUCUCUGUUACGCUGAUGAUUCCCACGAUGAAUUCAAAGCUUGCGGUGUGUAUUACAACUGCGGUGAUUUGGUUAACAUCUCCUAUCCAUUUUGGGGGAAUGAUCGCCAAUCCAUUUGCGGUCACCGAGAAUUCCGCCUCACUUGCAAAGACAACGAAACCACUACGAUUCAAAUCAAUUCUCAGCAAUAUAUUGUUGUGAACAUCAGUCAAUCGGAUCAUAGAAUGACGAUCACAAGAUCAGAGCUGUUCUAUGAUUACUGCCCUAACAAUGAAAUUGGACUGGCGACAUUGGAUUUUAGUCCGUUCAGGUAUUCUUCGAACGAUCUGAAUCUGUCCGUGUGGUACGAUUGUCCGGUGCUGCCGGGAAUCCCGCCGAAUCUGGAAUUUGAGUGUGGAUCGGAAGGGGAAAGAAAUGGGAGAGCGAAUUAUGCUUUGGCGGAGAAUGAAGCGAUGAAUUGGAGUUCAUAUAACGGAGGUUGUAGAAUUAAAAUCGAAGUGACGAUUACGUCGAAGGUAUGGAGGGAAGGGAAAACGAACAGAACGAUAGUGGUGGAAAGGGGAAUGAAAGAAGGUUUUGAAGUUGAAUAUGGGGAUUUUAACACCAUAGCUUGCGAGGGAUGUAAGGAAUUCGGGGGGGCGUGUGGCAGAAACGCAACAAAAGAAUUUCUAUGCACUUGUAAAAGUGGAGAUAUACAUCCUUAUGUUUGCAAACCUCCGCCGACUACUCCUCCGGAAAAAAUUAGAAGAAUAUGGGUUAAGGCCUUCAUAGCACUUUCGGGAACUACCGGUCUGAUAAUCUUUAUAAUCAUCAUCGGCAUCUGCUACACAAGAAAAAACAAAUCAAACAAAGAUAAAAUUGAGGAGAGUAUAAGAAGAUAUUCCACACUAAUGCCCAAGCGAUAUAGUUACUCAAAGUUGAAGAAAAUCACAGACUCCUUCAAGAACAAACUUGGCCAAGGAGGAUUUAGCACUGUCUACCGAGGAAAGCUACCUGACGGACGUGACGUGGCUGUGAAACUUUUGAAUGAGUCGAGAGAAAAUGGCCAAGAUUUCAUCAACGAAGUUGUUAGCAUCACCAGAACUUCACAUGUAAAUAUAGCCUCACUCUUAGGCUUCUGCUUUGAGAGGAAGACAAGAGCUUUGAUUUUUGAAUAUAUGCCUAGAGGGUCACUAGACCAAUAUAUAUCCCACAAAGGGUCAGACAGAAACAAUGUUGAGUUGGAUUGGAACACACUUUAUAGCAUCAGUAUCGGUGUGGCACGGGGAUUAGAAUACUUGCACCGUGGUUGCAUAACAAGGAUUUUACAUUUUGACAUUAAACCACACAACAUACUUUUGGAUAGUGAUUUUUGUCCAAAGAUCUCAGACUUUGGGCUUGCCAAGCAAUGUAGAGCUAAAGAAAGUCAUGUAACAAUGACGGGUGUGAAAGGGACGGUAGGAUUUAUUGCACCUGAAGUAAUAUUCAGGAACUUUGGUAAGGUAUCUCACAAGUCUGAUGUAUAUAGCUAUGGAAUGUUGGUUCUUGAAAUGGUGGGAGCAAGAAAGAAUCCAAAUGAUGGAGUGGGGCAAGGCAGUGGAGAGUACUUUCCUGAUUGGAUCUAUAAUAAUCUUACACAAAGUGAAAUAGAUGAAGGCUGUUUGCGGGGAAACACAGAAGAAGAAAAGGAGAUGACAAGAAAAAUGGUAAUCGUGGGACUACAUUGUAUUCAAACAUUGCCUGACGACAGGCCGUCGAUGACCGGUGUUGUUGCAAUGUUGGAAGGCAGUGUGGAUGGCUUACGGGUUCCUUCAAAACCCAACUUGUUUGGACCUCCAACCUUUGAGCAUCCCCAACCUUCUUCCUCUUCAUCAAAUGGAAUUCCUAAUGAUAGUUUGAUAUUCUAGCAGAGAAGCAUCACAACAACAAUCAUAUUUACCCUCAAAUGAAGUUUCUUAGCUUUCAUGUCCUUUAUCCCUUUUGAGCGAUACGAACUUGUAUAUAUGAUUUGGUGACAAUAAGGAAAGUAUAACGUGGAGGGAAAUUGCAAUUGAUUAAUGUUUAA
Messenger RNA from Cucumis melo (muskmelon), 3040 nucleotides. RefSeq names its product LEAF RUST 10 DISEASE-RESISTANCE LOCUS RECEPTOR-LIKE PROTEIN KINASE-like 2.4. Gene Ontology annotation, biological process: protein phosphorylation. Gene Ontology annotation, molecular function: polysaccharide binding; ATP binding; protein kinase activity. The record is from RefSeq and is a predicted model, not a curated record. Bases 942 to 2882 code for a protein of 646 amino acids. The transcript is spliced from 4 exons. NCBI's taxonomy places the organism in Eukaryota, Viridiplantae, Streptophyta, Magnoliopsida, Cucurbitales, Cucurbitaceae.